CAAUCUGUACUUGAUAUUGGCCAUUUUAUUUGAGUGGAAUUUUGUAUGCUUGGCAUGGCAUCUUCUUAGAUAUGACAUCACGCAAUCGACUACUCUGUCUGUGCUUCUCCCUCGCCGAGGGAAAGCAGAGCUCAGAGAGUGAUUACUACUGCCUGAAUCAGUCUUGUUUUCAUGGAAUGAACUGUCAGUCAGUGGAAUAUCAUCUCGCUACUAGUCCAACACUUGCUAAAUGGUGAGUGGCUAGUCCGCCACACCCAGCCUGCGUUGCCAUGGACGCCUGUGCCCGUAUCCGAGGAGUUCCUCUCAGGACCAGAGCCUCCAUCAGGAAAGAGACGGUGCGUGACAGCGGGCCUCAGUGUGUGAAGAGCCUUCUGAGGAGCAGGAAGGAGCUGUGCAGCAUGGGACUGGAGCUACAUACCAAAGACACACCACGCCUGACUGAGAUCCAUUUUGUGUGUUUGCCUGGCCACUCUGAAGGGGAGGAUCUAACUCGACAGGCCCUGUCGUCUCUUCCAGGGGACCUGGCGGAGCUCCUGAGGUCUCCCCACGUUACCAGCCUGAGGAACGAAGAGGUGCUGCUGCUGAAGGACAGCAGGAAACCAGCCGACAGGAGGGACUCUACUACACAGCAGUGCUCGCUAAAGGCGGUGUGUGUUGUAAGGCACAGCUCCAGCCCCAGUCAGGCCAUUGUUGGUGUGUUGGUGGGCCUGCUGGGGCGUUAUGCUGCGGGGGUCCGCUAUGCCCUGGAGCUCCAGGCCCUCCACAGGGGCACGGCAGAACCCUGCCAGCCCGAGGACGAUGACACCAACCAGUCUGUGUCUUCCAUCGAAGAUGACUUUGUCACCGCUCUGGAACACCUAGAGGAGGAGGCCACUGGAGAGAAUAACAACGCCGAUGACUCUUAUCUCCAUGGAAACCAGCGUGAUGUGGCCUCCCAGACAGUCCCUGCCCACAAGAGAGACAAGGACCUAUCAGGCUCCAGGAUCAUAAUCAGCUCUGCCCACAGGAAGUCCUCAACCAGUCAUCGGUCUCCCCCAGAGGUGUCUGUUACCGUACAGUGCUCCAGAAGGGCAGAGUCCCAGUGGACCCUCUGCAGCCCUAGAGCCCGGCUCCCCUCCCCCACACUCCCUGUCAGCGAAUCAGAGGAGUCGGAUGGCUCCAGCCCUAGUCCAAUCAUCUUCCUAGAUGAGGUUGGCUACCAGAAAAGUCUCAAAGCGACACUGGACAUACCUCAGAUCCCCGGGGGGCCGACAGACAGGGUGGAGGACUCUGACUCUGAGGUCAGCGAGUUCUUCGACAGCUUUGACCAGUUUGACGACCUAGACGAGCUGAGCUCAGAGAGCUGUACACUCACCCUGCCUUUAGACCCGACUUCCUCUGUUAUUAUUACCGGCCCAGACCAGAAGAAGAAGUACUCUGGUACUGGCAAGUCAGGGUCCAAGAAAGUGUCCCGAAGCUGUUCCACCAUGAACCCCCACCGGUUCGACCAGCGCACCCUCCCUGCGAAUGUGAAGAAACCCACCCCACUCAGAAGCCCCCUCCCCCUUGGCUCUCCGUAUGGAUCCCCUGACUCUCCCCGGCCGGCCCGGACCUCCUGUGAGGAAGGUGGAGGUCCUCUGUUCAGCCCCGUUAGCUCCUCAGCCUUCAGCCCACUCGGAGAUGGAGCUCUGGAUUACUUCUGGAAGACCGAGGGAGAUGGAGGAGAUGAGUCAGAGCUAAAGAAACCCCAGGACCUGUGUUCCCUCUACAAGACUUACUCAGACUUUGCCAGCAGUCUGUCCAAGGAGAUCCUGGGAUCCGUAUGUGGAUACCAGUCUCCCGUGGACCUCAAAGACAACAAGAACCUGAGCUGUGUCUGUCACAAGGAGUUCCAGAACCAGUCUGGACACGUCAUGAAGCUGUCUGAGAUCCAGGAGACGGUGACUGUCUCCAAGCUGCAACAGAAGCCCCAGUCUCUGAAGGACGGCAUCCAGAGGUUUGCCACAGACUUGGUAGAGAUGAGUCUGGGCAGCGCUCUGAGAGACCUGCAGAAGGGAGUGUCCUCUUGCACCACCACCCUCUGCCACCUGGCUGCCAAACUCACCACUUCCGUCUUCCAGAUGGCCUUCCAGGAGAUUGGCAUGCGCCGCGCCUACGUCCUGAAGGAACGGGCCAUCAACGGGCUGGCUGGGUUCCUGGUGGGAGAGGCGGUGUCGGGCGCUCUGAAGGACUUCCUGACGGUGAAGAAGCAGAUGUUCAACAGCACCGUGACUCAGUUUGCCGCCGAUCUGGCGGAGGAGCUGGUGUAUGAGGGGAUGAUGGAAGUGUGUCAGUUCUCCCACCCCUCCACCCCCCUCACCCCCAGUGACUGGUCCUUCAGCGUGGGGGAGGAGGAUGAUGAGGAGGUGGUGUCCUCCUAUGCCUCGGACCUCUCUGAGUCUGUCCUCCAGGAGGCCUUCAUUGAACUGUCCCAGGCUGACGUGGCCUUCACCACCCAAGCAGCCAUCAGUCUCUCUCUGGACAACAUAUUCUAUGUCAGUGCUGACGAAACACACACUACCUGCAGUACUGCUGCUGACCACCAGGCUAACCCUGCCGAGGAAGGCCCAGGUCCAUCAGGGGAGGAUGGCUGUACUGUGAAGAAGGCUCUGUUCUGUGUGUCUGGGAUGGCCAGCUGUGUACCUGUCCCACAGGCAUGCCAGGCCAUCUCCCUCUUCCACGACUCAGAAGAGAUCUGCCAGUGUAAGACCAGCCCGGCCCACACCUCCCAGACCAGCCCCAAGAGGAGCUGCAGCUCAGAGAGCAGAAUGGUGACCACAGCCGCCUCUGAUGCUACUGCUGCCACACAGACUGACCUGCUGCCAAAGACCCCCUUUCACAACUUCUCUGGCAACAUGGUGGAUAUGAUAGUGAGUGAAGCGUGUGAGCUGAUGACUGCCACAAAGAUGAAGAAGAAGGUGGAGGACUGUGCUGACUUCCUUUCUAAAGCCAUUGUUGGUCGGGGACCUCCAUCCGGACAGGAGGGUACUGUCACUGUCCAGACCUCCCACUCCUCUCUCCACCCUCAUUCUCAGAACCCAGGGAGAGGCUCCUGUGAGUCAGGCUCCAGGACCAGCAGAGCUGUCUCAGAGACCCGGCCAGUGAUGAUGGACACUCUAGCGAUUCCAGGGUUGGAGAUGGACGGCUGGGAAGGCAGGAAGAUGGCCUCCGGUGAGGAGAUGGUUCCCAGCACUGGUUGCAUGUCCAGCGGGACCCCUGGUACGCCCCCCUCCACCCCCCAGCAUCCCAACAAGGUGUCCCAGGAGAAGCAAAUCAAGCAGUUCUCCAAGAAGCUGAAAGGCAAACUGGCCAAGGAGUUCUCUCCCGCCACCCCUCCUCCCACCCCACACUACCAGCCAGGUCCUGAGCCCAAAGAGUCUCCCUCUGAGAUGGACAAGGCUGACUUCAUGCUCAAACUGAUGAGGUCUCUGUCUGAGGAGGCAGACGGGAACGAGGAAGAGGAGGGUGGAGUAGAAGGGCUUAACUCUGGAACCGAGACAGGAAACCGUCCGCAGCUAGAACUCAACCUAUUGGUUGGAGGACACAAGAUGGCCGACAAGGGAGCCCUCCAUUACGCAGAGCGCCUGGCGUGCCACAUUGUCUCCAUGGCGACAGAGAUGGACACUCUGGGAGGAGUGGAGGAUGGAGGUAGGAGGACGGUGGAGGAGAGAAGAGACAGUGUGGCCCAGUUCUCGGAGCAGACCCUGAACACGCUGUGGAUCUACGCUGGCGAGGUGGCGGGAGAGGUGAUCAGUGACGUGAAGAGGAUAAUGGGGUCAGGACAGUGUCGUCAAAGAGCAGUCAAACGAGCCAGCCAGGACUGGUCAGGGGAAUGCCCUCACCACCACAACCAACUCCAGCCCAGUGAACACAGCAGGGGCUGCAGAGUGGGUCAUCUGGCUGAACAGUGGUCUGGUGACCUCCUCUCCUCUGUCCUCCACCCGUCAACGUCCACCUCUACCGCCAGCUCUGGCCUGUCCUCUGACUACCCCAGCUGUGAAAGUGUGACAGAUGAGUAUGCUGGCUACCUCAUCAGGGUGCUGAAGAAAGAGGGAGGCAGCAGGGAGCUGGUCCUGGAUCAGUAUGCCAGCCGUCUGGCCUACCGCUCCAUCAAACUGGGCCUGGCCCAUGCUGCCCGCAACAUGGAGAAGAGACCCUCCUCCUCUAGGCACCACUCCUCCAGAAGGCUCCACCAGGAUGGCUGCAGGGGGCCCAACGCUGAGCCGUCUGUACCCAGGGACGAAGCAGGGAGAGUGGGAUCUCCUUCCAGCGACUCUGAUGAUGGGAGCCAGAGGGAGUACAUGGAGCUGGUGAACUUUGCGGAGUCGUUGGCGUACAACAUCACCUGUGACGUCACACGCAAACUCUGUGUGUCGUCAGACCGACUACCCAAGUCCCUGACUGAGUCGUGUCUGUAUCAGAAAUUCAAGCUGGAGGACAUGGCAGAGAACCUGAUCAGGAACUCCUUUUCAUGCCCCCUGCUGGCCAACGAGGGAAAGAGCAGGCAGUACCACAGCACAGGCUGCCUGGACGACGGAGGCUACAGCAGUGGAGUCAUGCAGGUCAUGGAGCACUAUGCCAGGAAGAUAGUGGACGACACGCUGGAGAUGGGCCUGGCCUCGGCCGGACACCCAGCCCAACAGGGUCCAGACAGACACUCCCACUCUGAGAGGCCGUCUGAGGGGGGAGCAGUGGGCUCUGCGCUGGGGGAGACAACCUGCCGAUACUGCCAGGUCAUCGAGUGUCCGUUCUGCUCGUGGCCUAGCAGGCAGUACAUCCUUGAGGCAGGAGCAGGCCAGAGGAGGAGGCCGGACGGGGGGGUGGGGGUGUGUGGCCUGGAGAUCCCUGAGAUCCACAUCGAUCUGGACCGCAGGGCGGUGUUCGCAGAGGAGAUCGUCACUACGGCAAUGGAGGGAGCGAAACGAGAGCUGAGCAACACCAGCCUGAACGCUGACAGCGGGAUCGGACACGACGGGCCAAGCUUUGCCGAGAGUCUGACCGCAGAGAUCAUGACGUCCGCGCUGUCCAACGCAUGCCAGACUGCCAACCUCAGCUUUCCAGGCAGGGAGGCCACAGAGUCCACAGUGUCCCAGCAGCUCAGUCUGAGUGUGGGCGAUGACAGUCUGGGCAGCUGGUCCAACCUCAGCUUUGAGGACGAACACCCCGACGAGACCAGCAGCUUCCUGCACCUCAGCGACAGCAAUGGGAACAGCAGUAGUUGGAGCAGCCUGGGGUUAGAGGGAGAGAUGUAUGAGGAGCACCUGUCCUUCUCUCCUUCCGACAGCGACUGUACUGAGGACAAGGAGCUUGAGACCAAGGAUGAAUCCUGCGGUUCUGUGCGUGUGGACCGGGGCCAGGCUCAGGCUCAUAGGCUCCUCCUGGUGGUCAACUCGGAGCUCAGGGAGAUGACCCCUGACCCACAGCACAUGACCUUUGACCCCCAGCUCAGGAGCAUGCUGCAGUGGGCAGCAGCCUCCAUUGCAGACCUGCCAAUGGUUCAGCUGGGUCAUAGUGGCAGCUGGGACCUGCAGCAGCUGCCUGCGGUGGUCCAGAGGCUGAAGGAGAGGGAGUGGCGGGUGGGAGAGCUGCUCCAAGCCCUGCUGCGCUACUGUGAGGAAACCUACACCCCACCCCAGUCUGAACCCAGAGAGGAGACACCCCAGGCGGGGAGAGCACUCCACCACACUCCCCUCUUCCAGUGGCUCCUGGAGCACGCCUAGGCUGACUGCACUUACCCUCACCUCUCGCUCCUCUCCCCUUCCUCCUCCUCACCUCCCCUUCCUCCUCCUCACCUCCCCUUCCUUCUCCUCACCUCCCCUUCCUUCUCCUCACCUCCCCUUCCUUCUCCUCACCUCUCCCCUCCCUCCUC
This is a messenger RNA of Salmo salar (Atlantic salmon), 5887 nucleotides long. RefSeq names its product A-kinase anchor protein 11. Gene Ontology annotation, molecular function: protein kinase A binding. The record is from RefSeq and is a predicted model, not a curated record. Gene Ontology annotation, biological process: intracellular protein localization. Gene Ontology annotation, cellular component: cytoplasm. NCBI's taxonomy places the organism in Eukaryota, Metazoa, Chordata, Actinopteri, Salmoniformes, Salmonidae.